AUGGACCGAGGGAAAUUACGCUCUGGAAGAAGCCGCAUACGAUCCGCCGAAGAUCGCCCCCAUAAAGAAGGCGACGAAGUGCUCAAACCGAUGCCUAUAACGCUGAUUGAUCACACCAUCACACCGAGUGAGAACAGUCCUUCGCUAUGGGCUAGGAGUGCGAAGGUCGUCGACUACGUUAUCGUUGCCGGGAGCAGGACAAGAGCGGGGGCUUAUGUUGCGUGGAACUGCUCGAUAGAGACUUUUGGGGUUUGUUUCCUUCGCUUGAUCCAAGUGCGGUUCUGGGACUCACAUUGCCUUGUCAUCAUGGGUAGGGAGCUCAAUUCACAGUUCGCAAAAGGUACCGUACAGUAUGCGUUGGCCGCUCGGCGCAGGAAUGGAAAUAGAAUAAAAAUAAAUCGUCGUGAUGGAGAUCAAUCACUCCCGUCUCGGGUACCGGUGUGCAAGAUAUGUCUGACAUUGUCAAUGCAAUAGAUACUCGGAAUUUGUAACGCUAAGGGAUGUGCUGCGAGAAACUUUUCCAAGAUCUCUGGCUUCGUUACCUGCUCUGCCGCCAAAGAGUGUUGUCUGUGAGUGGCGCAACACGCUCAACAUGGGAAUGAGAAUUUGACGAUUAGCAGCAAAAUUCCGGCCCAAGUUCCUCGAAGCACGGCGUCAAGGAUUGUCUUACUUUUUAUCGUGCGUUAUAACAUCGCGAUUUUUUUUUUUUUUCACCUCCCCUUAAAGCGUAUCUUUUGGACUAACAUGUGGGGGAGGUGGUUGAAGGUGUAUCCUCCUGAAUCCUGAGUUCGCUGGUUCGCCUCCCGUGAAGGAUUUUUUGCUUAACGCGGAUGACUAGGGGGGGGGAGAAAGUUCUGCACUUUGACAGCAUUUCCGCCUUUCUUUUUUUUCCCUUCUCUUUGAGCACUUUGGCUUUUUCAACCCAAGCUACCCUUGCAAUCCCAACUUGCCGGACAAUUUUUAUUUUAUUUCAUAUAUAUUAUAUGUUUUGCGCUUCAAUUCUUCCCGGUAAUGUUUUUUCAUGUGCCAUAGGUGUUAUUAUCUUGCUUGGUCUGCGGCUCUACUGUACUUGUAUCAUAAGGUACUGAUGGCUUGUUGUAG
Molecule: messenger RNA, 1101 nt
Organism: Tuber aestivum (summer truffle)
Lineage: Eukaryota; Fungi; Ascomycota; Pezizomycetes; Pezizales; Tuberaceae
Source: the annotation of a GenBank genome assembly